This is a messenger RNA of Caenorhabditis angaria, 2005 nucleotides long. The record is from the annotation of a GenBank genome assembly. NCBI's taxonomy places the organism in Eukaryota, Metazoa, Nematoda, Chromadorea, Rhabditida, Rhabditidae.
AUGGCUCGGUUUGUUUUAAUAACUGCAAAUGUUGGAUCAUUAUUUGAACCAGAUGGUCGAUUGCACGAUCCAUGGGUCAAAUCAGUGUCAGACAAAAUACAAUCGGAAGAUCCAGAUUUUCUUAUUCUUCAUAUGCAAGAGACCGGCGGAAAAAAGUGAGGGUUUUAUGAAUUUUUGGGUUUUUUUUAACAGCAUACAGAAAAAUUUCGAAGGUUGUAUGAAUAUUGGAAGUUUUCAUCAGUCCAAAUCCGAAAUCUUAUGAAUCUCUAUGUGUUUUUGUGGAAAAAAAUUCCUAAAAUAUUUGAAAUUCUUCAUUUUUUUUCAGCAAAACGACCCUAAACGUAUUUUUUUCAGGUUCGCUGAAUGCUCUCAACAAGUUCCAACAAUAAUAAAUAGACUAACUAGUAUCCUAACAAAAUUUGAUCUCCUUCGAGCUUACUGUGACCUCGAUUAUGAAGCCAUUGAAUACACGGCCCUCGGAAUUUUAACAUUCAUCAAAAAAUCAAUUUGGUCUCAAGUCUAUCAAUUCAAUUUCCACACAAAAACUUAUGAACAAGUGAUCAAGCCAAAAGAAAUUGUGACACACGGUCUUGAAAACUAUCCAUACGUGAUAAAACACAAAUUUCCAAAAGAAUUUUGGCCAUCAAUUAAAUGGGGAAGAAAAGGUUAUAUGCAAACGAGAUGGCGAAUUUUGAACCGGUAAGUGGAUCUUGGAAUUUUCUCAAGGUUAAUUUCAAUGUUUUUUUAGUGUGUUUGAUUUUGUUAAUGCUCAUUUAUUCCACGAUGAAUCUAAUUUAGCACUCAUUCAUGAGGUAUGUCUGUUUUUGGCAAAAAAAAUUAUAUCAUUUUUUUGCAGAAUCCCGAACUCUAUAGUCAGAAUCGUAAACGAGCACUAGAUUUUGUUUUGGAGCAAACAACCCAACUUGAAAAUGGCUGCACCCCACUUUUAUUCAUCUUCGGAGAUUUGAAUUUCAGAUUGGACUCGAGAUCUUUCCUAAAUGUAAACACUAAAAACUAAAAACAAACACAGAAAUCAGAAGUCGCAACAUUUUUGCAGAGAAUCACAGAGAAAUUAGAACCUCAUCAAGUAGACGAGCAAAUGGGAUCAUUAGCUGAGGGUUUACAAGUUGAGACAACAACAAAUACGAAUAGUUUGACACCUUGCACAGCACAUCCAUCAGAACUUUUGAGAAGAACUGUUUCAGCUAUUGAAUUCAGAAGAGAAUCAGAGAAUGAGGAGAACAGAAGGUAAAGAAUGUUCUAUUGGUUUUAUUUUGGAGAAGUAUUUUAAAGAUAGUAAUUUUUUGAAAAAAUGAUGUGAAGCUGAAUACUUCAAACAUUCAAGAGCUUUGGAAAUUAUAUCUUUCUAUUUUUUGAAGAAAGGAUAUUGAUUUCAUUUGUUAAAAUUUCAUUUGUAAAAAAAACAAAACCUUUUUAAGAACAACAUGAUAGCCUUUUCAAAAUUCUGAACACUUGACUUGUGGAUUCAACAAUUUGUUUUUUUGAAAAAACAGAAUCUUGGGGCUUCUGAAUAUGGAAUGUUGAAAUUAUUUAUAAUUCAUAUUUUUUUUCAAUAUUACAAAACCUGAAGUUCAGAUGAAAAACUAUUUAUUUCCAGCUGUGUCCUCCGCAUCGAAAAAAAGAAAUUUGAAUACUUCAAUCACAAAAAGCUCCUAGACGAUUGGGAAUCAUAUCUCGAUGAUGAUAAAGAAGCACAAAACUUCAAAAACAUGUUCGAAUUACCAAUUGCAUUUGCACCAACAUAUCCGUGGAGUGAAGAUCCCGAAAAUUCAGAAACUCUUAUGAAAACCAGAGCACCCGCUUGGUGUGAUCGUAUUUUGAUGAACUCAAAUGCAUUCACUGUUGUCGAACAAUCAAAUCCAUUGUAUACUUCAUUCGGUAUGGAAACUUGUACCGGUGAUCACAAGGUAUAUAUUUGUCCCAUUUGAUUUCUUGGUAAAAAAAAUUAAUUCUUCAGCCCGUCAUGUUGUCUUUCAUCAUCUAA